ACACAUGUAUAAAACCCACAUAAACAUCAUUACCAUAAUAUAGUAGCAUUAAUAGAAAAUGGCAACAGAAGUAAGUUAUAUUUGCAAAAGAACCGUGGUGAGCACCAAGGCAGUGGAGCCAGGAAGGUUCUUCCCCUUAUCAGUUUUGGACCAUCACAUGGAGAAGAACCACAUAAGGAUGGUGUACUAUUACCAAACAUCAAGAGAAGUUGAAGUUGGAGGAGUGACCAAGAAGUUGAGAGAGAGCUUGUCAGAGAUGCUCACCCAUUUUCCCAUAGUGAGUGGAAGGUUGGUAAGAGAUGAUGAGAGAGGGCAUUGGAAGAUCAAGUGCAAUGAUGCUGGGGUUAGAAUGGUGGAGGCCAAAGCCAAGGGGAGUGUGGAAGGGUGGCUAACAAACCUUGAUAGGGAAAAGGAACUCCAACUUGUGCAUUGGGAGGAAAUGUUUCAUAAGCCUUACUAUUGGUCCACCUUUUAUGUCCAGUUGACUGAAUUUGAAGAAGGUGGACUAGCAAUUGGUCUUAGUUGCAUUCAUCUCUUGGCAGAUUCCACAUGUGCAACCACAUUCAUGAAAGCUUGGGCUGACAUUUCAUUGUGCAACAAAAUGAUUACUCCUCCACUAUUCCACCCUUUACCUCCUCCAAGACCAAGAAAUAGAAACCCUAAUCAUCACCCCCACAUGGAAUUAAUACAUCACUACAAAUCCUUAAUUGAGAAACCCAUUGCUUUGAAAGAUGUAAGGUACACUACCAUUUCCCUGGGCUUCUCAGACCACAUGGUCCAGGCUUGCAUGUCCAUGGUCCAACCCAAUGGCCCAAUAACACCAUUUGAGGCACUAACAACAUUGUUUUGGGUCUCUUUGAGCAAAAUCAAGGGAUUGGGAAAUGGGCUUGUUGACAUGUCCAUAUGUUUGGACAUGAGAAAAGUGUUAGGCCUAGAUUAUGGAUUCUUUGGAAAUUGCAUGGUGUAUAAUAAGGUGCAUGUAGAAGGUAACAAAUUUCCACAAGUUGUUAAAGCCAUAAGUGAUGUUGUGACUAAGAUGAAUAGUGAGGGAAUCAUGGAUCUAAUCGAGUGGCUAGAAAACAAUGAUACAAGUUCACUUACCAUGAUGAACGGUCACGAUUUGGUUUGUGCUAGCUUAGAGGGUGUGGACCCUUAUUUAGCUGUGUUUCAAGAUUGGUUCAAACCCAUUCAUGUUUCAUAUUAUGUGGAACCUGUUUUGGGAGAAGGGCAAGUUUUGAUUCUCCCUGGCAAACAAGGGGAGGGUCCCUUAAGCAGGGUGGCCAUGGUGACACUUAGGGAAGAGGAAGCAAUUAAGCUUUGUGAAGAUGAUGUCAUUUCACAAUUCUCUCCCUCUAUCUUGAUGAAAUGUCAAUAAACAAUAUUUGUGUUUUAUUUAUAUAUGUCAAUAAUGGGGGAUUAGGUUGAGAGAAAUUAUUUCAUUUGCUUCAUGUAUU
Messenger RNA from Cajanus cajan (pigeon pea), 1454 nucleotides. Its product is annotated as HXXXD-type acyl-transferase family protein. Lineage: Eukaryota; Viridiplantae; Streptophyta; Magnoliopsida; Fabales; Fabaceae. Gene Ontology annotation, molecular function: acyltransferase activity, transferring groups other than amino-acyl groups. The record is from RefSeq and is a predicted model, not a curated record.